GAUUUUGUCGAAUCAGUAUCAAACCCGUCAGAUGUCCGUACAUAAAACGGGGAAAACUUGCUAGAUUUCUGUAUUUAAAACGGGAAUACAGUAGACGUAUAUACACUAGACGUGUUUAAUGCAAAGAACGAUUGAUAUAAUCCCUUGGUUUCGUGGAAAUUAUUGGACGAUAACAAGACAUCGAACCUCGAACCAGUACAGUAGACGUAUUUACAGUAGACGUGUUUAAUGUGAAGAACGAUUGAUAUAAUCCCCCGGUUUCGUGGAAAUUAUUGGACGAUAGCGAGACACCGAACCAGUAAUUGUGUGGAUAGGUUGGUGGUUUAUCAAGAGGACUACCGUAUAUAACAGAAUGGAUGGACUGGGGUUUAACGUCCUACUUUUCUGCACCAUUGUUUGUGAAGCUUAUUAAUUACUGUCAGUAAAAUCUCGGUAGAUAACUCUAUGGACCUAAACGUCACAGGGCUUUGAAUAUAUCACAGAUCACACUAUGGACCUAAACGUCACCGGGAUUUGAAUAUAUCACAGGAGUAUAUUGUUAAUUGUUAACUGUCAUCAUCCGUCAUUGAUAUUAAUUGAAAGCAACCCUUAACUUAGAUAUUCAACUUUAUAUUUAACCUUAUUUAACAUGGAUAUUAAACGGUAUUCAACUUGGAUAUUAAACAGUAUUCAACUUGGAUAUUAAACAGUAUUCAACUUGGAUAUUUAACUUGGAUAUUAAACAGUAUUCGACUUGGAGAUUUAAAUUGUGUAUUAAACAGUAUUCAACUUGGAUAUUAAACAGUAUUCAACUUGGAGAUUCAACCGUAUUCGACUUGGAUAUUAAACAGUAUACCUCAUGGAGAUUUAAAUUGUGUAUUAAACAGUAUUCAACUUGGAGAUUUUACCUGGAUAUUUAAAGCCAUGCAACCGGGAUAUUCAAUGUAUAUAUUUAACUUGGAUAUUCAACUUCAUAUAAACUUGGAUAUUUAACAAUAGCCAACUUGGAUAUUUAACGUUAUGCAAAUUGGAUAUUUAAAUUGGAUACUUAACGUCAUUGAUGUGGAUAUUUAACUUGGAUAUUUAACAACAUUCAACUUGGAUAGUUAAAGCAUUUUCUCUUAGUUAGUUAUGUUGGAUAGUUAACUUGGAUAUUGAAUGUCAUUUAACUUGGAUACCGUUUAACUUGGAUUUUUUAAAAAAUAUCAUUGAGCUUGGACAAUUUAACUUGGAUAUUUAACUUUUAUAUUUAACAAUAUUCCCCUCUUUUUGUUUCCAAUAAUUUCUACCAUUAUCAAAGAAAUUUAGUUUUUAGCAUGGAUGAGGCGACGUCAUUUUAUUAGGAUGUCAGCAAAAUAGAUAGUUCUAAAACUCGACCCAGGUAACUUUCUGGACUAACGAGAACGACCGAGAUCAUGAAUUCGACAUCAAUGACAAAUAUCAGCUACACUGAAGAAGAAAUUAACAGCUAUCUGGAUCAAUUGUGCCAUGAAGCCAGACUUAGAUUCAUGCCUGCUAUAAUAUUGGUUGGUAUUUUAGGAUUGAUUGGUUUCGUGGGUAAUACACUAGUUUUAAUCGUAUAUUAUAAAUCGUUUAAACCUAAAGCGUCUCGGUCGUUUAUUCUUUGUGUCGCGGUUUUCGAUUUGACCACCAAUGUCAUCGUUAUUCCCAAUGAAAUAAUAGAGAUGAGCUUCAGAUACAGGUAUCCUACAAAUGGACUGUGUGUUUUUAAUAAUUUUAUGAGGUAUACAAUGGCCUAUGGCGCCACGUUAUCUCUCGCUUUGAUAUGUAUUGAACGUUAUAACAAAAUCUGUCGACCCUUGAAACGACAAAUAGAAAAAAGAACGGCUUGUAAAUUGGUUAUCGCGUGUGUCGCCUCGACCAUCAUCUUAGGCAUUCCAACGAUCUUUCAAUAUAAAGGUAAUGGGGUUGAAACGGAUCGUGUCGGCAUUCUGGGUCGAGUUUGUGAACCUAGUGACGUGUUGAAAGACUCGAUACUACCCUUUAUUCAUUCAUUUCUUCAAUUAAUCACGUGCAUCUUGUUUGAAAUCUUCUUCAUUGUUUUAUAUAGUUUAAUAGGAUUCGCUAUCUACAAACAAAGAAAAUUUAGGCAACAAUUUCAAGUACACGGGGCAAUCGAUAGACCGGAAGGCAUGACUCUGGAAACAGGUAGAAAGAAAGUAACAAAGAGGCAUAAAACGACGUUGAUGCUGAUGAUCAUAACUGCAACGUAUGUGUUGAGUUUUUUACCUGUUAUAAUUAUAAAUACAGUGGAUAGCGUUCUGCAGUUUAGAAAUAACCUGAACGGUGCUAAGUUCAUCUCAUAUAUUAUAUUCGUUCGCUUAUUCUAUAUCAAUGCCGCGGUUAAUCCAAUUGUCUUUGGCUUCAUGGACAAGCGAUUCCGCGAUGGCUUGAUGACUUUGUUCAAGAUAAAGCACAGAUAAAAGUGGAUGUGCCAGGAUUCGGUAAUAAGCCCUGGUAGGUGGGGCUCUGUCCCCUUCUCUCCCGGGAAUAUGGAUCAUUAAUGCAAUCAAAAGAAAUAACCGUGUCUUAGGAUCUACCAGAUAAAUCUAGCAACUGUUGACAUUAAGAGAAUUAAAAUAACUGGAGAUAAUAGUUAGUGUCAUUGGGUUAUAUUUGGGUGUAUGAUCAGAGAGAUAGAGAGACAUGGUGUUUAACGUCCAUUGGACUUACAUAUUUCAAUAAUUCGCUUGCGCGGGGGGGGGGGGGUCUUUAACAGUGGUAUGGAAACGGAGGACGAAUUGAAACCACACAAAUUGACUCAAAUGACGGACCUUGUGAUCUAAUGCGCACGUGUUUACCCCCCCCCCCUCAACCCUCCGCCGGGUAUGAGGGGGAUUACUAUCUUGAUAUAUAGUUAAGGGGUAUUAUUAUCUUAAUAUUAUUUGAUAUUAUCGGGAUUAAGUUAUAUUUUACAUGUGUUAUAUUUUACUCGUACUAUUUUAUAUGAGAGGCUGAUAGAAUCUCCCGUAUUUUGGUAUAUCAUUAAGACCACAUGCGUUUAUGCGAUAAUGAAUAAUACUAUUUAAUUAAUUAUCUAUAUUCACCAGGCUAUAUAUAAUGACAUACAUUUGAUGUACACUGUUCCACAUGGAAUCCUACACUUUGUCUAGAAUGGAUUAAAUGUUAAAUUUGAAUUAUGUAUAAUAUUAACAUCGUACUCAU
Patella vulgata (common limpet) is the source of this 3165-nucleotide messenger RNA. RefSeq names its product cholecystokinin receptor. NCBI's taxonomy places the organism in Eukaryota, Metazoa, Mollusca, Gastropoda, Patellidae. Gene Ontology annotation, biological process: G protein-coupled receptor signaling pathway. The record is from RefSeq and is a predicted model, not a curated record. Gene Ontology annotation, cellular component: membrane. The transcript has a single exon. Gene Ontology annotation, molecular function: G protein-coupled receptor activity. The coding region runs from base 1395 to 2423 and encodes 342 amino acids.